Molecule: messenger RNA, 7461 nt
Organism: Wasmannia auropunctata (little fire ant)
Lineage: Eukaryota; Metazoa; Arthropoda; Insecta; Hymenoptera; Formicidae
Gene: Mgtor
Product: nucleoprotein TPR-like
Exons: 12
Coding region: 260-7354 (2364 amino acids)
Biological process (GO): mRNA export from nucleus; protein import into nucleus
Cellular component (GO): nuclear pore
Molecular function (GO): structural constituent of nuclear pore
Source: RefSeq, a predicted model, not a curated record
AUUUUAACUCGAUUUGCCGUUUGCGCUACGUUAACGUGACUGUACGUGACGACGAAGCGGGUGGAAGCGGGUAAACGUUCGUUCGUUCGCCGUAAGAAAAACGCGAUAACGUUUAUUGUAAGCGCGAGGGGACGCAAAUGUGGCUUUAUGUGGCGCCCGCUCGGAAAUAUUCGACGAUUUAACGCUUGUAAUCUGAGUACCUUGACCGUAAACUGAAUCCGACCGAUCCGGCCAUUUGAUCGCGCACAAUUCGUUCGACAUGGAGGUCGAGGAGAGCGAGCCCAAUGUUCUGCGGGAGAUAGCGAACGACGACGAGCUGGCGCAAAUCCCGAGGGAGCUGACGAGGAAGAUCAACGCGCAUUUUAACGCGAGAUUCGAGGAGUUCAUAACCGCCAAGGCGGUUUUCGAGACCAACCGAAAGUGCCUGGAGCAAAAUUUGGAGCAGGCGCAGAAGGAACUUGCGGAGCAGAAGUUGGAUCUUGACGAGUAUAGAGGAAAGUUAGAGCUAACGGAAAAGAGCAAUACUGAAAUAUGUGGCAAUCUUGAGGAAGUGAAAAUUGAAGUGCACCGAUUACAGGAAUCUGUCAAACGGCUGGAGAAGGAAAAUGGUGAAUUACGUAGGCAGAGAGAUACAGCUACAGAUGAGGCGAAUGCAUUGCAGCUGCAAGUUGAAAGGCGGGAUACCGAAAUUGAAAGAAUGCGUACUGAUUUGUCGUCUUUAAGCUCCCAGCUUCAAACUGCCAUCGCAUCCAAGUGCCAAACUCUGGCUGAGACCGAGGAAAUUCGCAGUCGAGAGAUGACCUUAGAUUUCAAAGAGAAACGACUAGACAAAGAACGAAUGCUUCUUUCUCAACAAAUGGCAGGCCUUGAAGAAGAGCUGGCCAAAAGGACCUCUGAACUUCAAACAGCACGAUCCGAAGCCUCCGCCAGGGCUCUUUUAAUUGACACGCAGCUGUCCCAGCGCGAGGAAGAUUUGCGGAUAGUCAAUGAGGCCAAUUCCCAACUGCGAGAAUCGGUUUCCUCUCUCCAGAAGCAGAAUGAUGAACUGGUUCAGAAGGUGGAACAGCAGCGUGCCCAUGAAAUUGCUAUUAACGAUUCUUAUCAAAAAGAAAUCAAUGCGCAGAAAAAUUUGUCUAGUUUAUACGAGUCGAUGAAGGACGAUGCCAAUGCCAAGGCGGAGGCACUUUCUAAUGCAGCGAGCGAGCUACAGAAACUUGUGGACAGCACCGCGGAGGAGUAUGGAGUCUUGGAGACGAAGUACAAUCAAUUAUUGAUCCAGCACAAGCAAGAUAUCGAUGACAAGGAGCAGAACAUCCAGGAACUGACAAAAGAGCUAGAACAUGCUAAUGAAUUACUGAAGAAUAUCCAACAAGAGAAAUUGAACCAAGCUGUAGAACAGUUGGCACCUACAGCAGCUAUAACCAGUCGAGUGUUACGAAAAGGAUUAAGCCUCACGCAGAUUUAUACCCAACUAGUCGAAGUCACCAAUGAAUUGACCUUGGAACGAGAGGAAAAUGAACGUUUGAAGUCGCAGAUGGAUGUAAUCCUUCGUGAAUUAGAGCAGAAGGCACCGUUAUUGCAGCAACAGCGUCAAGAUUACGAAAACGCUGUGGCGAAUAUCGAGACGCUGACAAACAGGAUGGACGAGCUUGUCGUGGAAAAUCAACGUCUCCAAGAAAGUUCCGACGAGGCUAAUCGUCUUGCCAAGCAUCACACCACAGAAAACAAAAAGCUGAAAAUUGAAUUGGCUGACUUAGCUAGACAAGUAUGUUAUCUGCUCAAAGAGGUCCAAGAAAGCCGCACCGGCACUCGCGUGGAAACUAGAGAUUUGCCUUCCUCCAUCGACACAGAUGACAUCUUGUCGUCGCAGAUCAUCAGUAAGAAAUUGGUGACCUUUAAAGAUAUCGAGGAAUUGCAGGAGAACAAUCAGAAGCUCUUGGCAGUUGUCCGCGCGUUGUCAUCCAGACAAGAGGAAAUCGAGCGGGCCACCGACGAAAUAAAUUCGGGCGAGAUGAAGGAGAAGCUGGACCGUUACAUGGAACAAUUGACGGAUAUGCAGACCGCGCAGGACAGACAGUCGAAGAUGUUGGACGGCCUCUUGAAGCAGAGAGACAUGUACAAAAACAUGUAUCAACAGAUCAAGAAUUCCAGCGAGAAGAGGAAGGAGGAGUUGGAUAAGGAUAUCGACGAGUCCAAAUCCAAAUCGGAAGAUGAGUCGAAGGGAACGAGAAGCGACGAAGAGAAGGAAAAGUUGCUUAAGAGGCUGAAAGAGGCCGAGGAUAAAUUUAAACACGUUUCGGAUGAGUAUGAGAUAUAUCGCAAAGAACGAACCGCGCAUGAGAAGAUGUUGGGCGAGGAGGUGGAGAGGCUCAGGAAAGAGGCGGAAGCGAAUUCGGCGAGGUGUUGCAGAUUGAGAGCGCAGCUGGACUCGGCGAACGAGAGAUUCACACUUUUGCAGGGCAAUGUCGCCUCGUACAAGUCCCAGAUCAAAGCUCUCGAAGAGAAAUGCACCAAUUACAGUGUUACUAUCAGCAAACACGAGCAAAGUAUUAUGAUCUUGAAGGACGAGACGCUUUCUGCUCAAAGUCGCUUGUCUCGGGCGGAAGUCCAACUGGAGAACCUUCGUCAAGAACGUCAACUUCUGCGUGACUCUGAGGGACGUCUUCUGAAGGAGCGGGAAAUUUUCCAAAGAGAAAGGCAGACUCAGGCACUGCUUAAGGCGGACAUGGAGUCUAUCAAGGCCAGUUUGGAGCGAGUCCAGGCCGAGGGACAGCUUAGGGCCGAGCAGAGAUUCGACGACGCCAACAGAGAGUGCGCUGCUCUUCGACGCCGUCUUCAGGAGGAGCAGGAUCGCUUCAGAGAAUUGGCGGCUCAUUUGGAGAGACAAUUCGCGACCGCUCAAGACAGAUUGAAGGAGGAACGCGAAUUGAGCGAGAGACUGAAAACGGAACUGGAUCAAGCGAGAGAGAGCGAGGCUCAAAGCAGUCAGAAAGUUGAUCAGUUGAGUAGUAAAUUGAGACAAGUGGCUGCUCAUUCCAUCGCUAAACCCUUGACGGGCGACGAAGGUCUUGUGAAGAGGGUGAAGGAGUUGGAGAUGCAACUGGGUACCUCUCAGGUCGAAGUGAACUCGCUCUCCGAACAGUUGAAGGCAGCCAGGCAACAAAGUCAGCAGUAUUGCGACAUUGCCGAGAGCGCCGAAACGCAAUUGAGAGAGUUGACAGCCGAGUACAACAAAUGCAAGGAGGAGCUGGAAAAUGCUCUGAAAGAGUCGCGCGUGGAGAUUAUUUCGUUGCAGAAGAGAGUGAAGGAACUGGGUGAUGAUCUAGCAAAGAUAUCAAAUGGCAGGCAAGAGACCGAUUUAGAGCUGAGAGACAGACUGGCUGAGGCUGAAAGAAAGGUCGAAGAACUCGACGAGUUGAAAGGUGAAAUGGAGUUGCUGAAGAACGACUUGAAGUCUGUCUCUAUCGCGGCCAAAGAAGCGGAGGACAAAUACGCUAGAGAAAUGAUGCAGCAUUCGUCCGAUUUGCAGAUUUUGGCAAAAUUGAAAGAGGAAGCUCAACAAGUUCAACAGCGACUUGAUGUUCUAAACCAAGAGCGAAACUCGGCAGUGGAAGUUCUACAAAUUGAGAAAUCAGCCUUGAAACAGAGAGAGCAGAAAUUCGUGAACGAGAUCGAAGAGACCCAAAAGAGAAUUGUAGACCUCGAUUCGCAGAAUGUGCUUCUGCAUAAUCAGAUUCAGGAGUUGGGCGACCGAAUAGCCAUCAUGCAGAGUCAGCAGACCAAGAUAAGCGGAGGAAGGGAAAGUCCUGACACUAGCCUGGAAGCUCUGAACAAGAGUUUCAGCUCCGUGGAGGAGGAUUCCAAAUCAGUUGAGCAAUUGUUGAGAGUCAUGAAAUAUUUGAGAAGAGAAAAAGAUCUGGCCUUAGCCAAGACCGACGUUCUUAGAGCCGAGAAUCUCAGACUGAAAUCGCAGACCGAGGUAAUGGAGAAGCGGUUGAAGGAAACCGAAAUUUUGCUGAACUCUGAACGUGAAAAAUCCGAGAUCGAUGUAAUGACCACGUCCAAGCAUUCGGAGUUGCUGCGCAAAGUGGAGACGUUGAACGCCAUCACGGAUUCUAACCGAAUCCUCAGGGAGGAAAGAGACAGUCUGAGUGCGAAGGUCAACGAACUCACGGCCAAAGUGAACGCUUUAUCGGAGGAGGUGGUACCUCUUCGAGAUAUAUCCAGAGAUUUGACAGCCAAAACGGAAGCUCUGACAGAGGAGAACACGAGUUUGAAAGGAGAGGCAACCAGAUGGAGGCAAAGAGCGAAUACGUUAUUAGAAAGGGCGAAUAAGGCCAGCCCUGAGGAUUGGCGGCGACUUCAAACUGAAAGAGAGAACCUGAGCAAGCUGUUAACGUCGGAGAGGGAGACUCACGCGAAGAGAACGGACGAAUUUAAUCAAGUGAAGACGGAGAAGGCGAAAUUGGAGGAGCAGCUGGCGCAUCUGCAGAGGCAGGCGCAAACCCAGGAUGAACAUAUAUCGCGAGCGUCGGAAGAGGUUCGCAAGCUGGGGCAGGAACUCAACGAGGCGCUGGCCGAUUCCACCUCGAAGGCCAAAGAUUUGGUGUCCCUGAGGAAGGAGUUGAGCGAGAAGGAUGCCGUUCUCAAUGACAUCAGAAACAAGGAGAUUCAAAUCCGCAAAAUAGCCAAGAAGUAUAAAACGCAAUAUGAGGAGCUCGCGCGAACCGUCGAGGAGGAGAAGAGCCGCAAUGAGGAAACCAGGAAUGAGGAUGCUUCCGGCGCGACGACGCAGGAGCGUGAGGCUCAGCUGCGAGAGGAGGGCCGCCAGGAGCUUCGUCAAAUAAAUAUCGAGCUUACGACGAAGAUAGACGAAGUGACGCGUCAGGUGGUGGCGGCUCAAAACGAGGCGGACAACUUGAAAAAAGAAAUCGAGGCUAUGAAUCGCAGCAGUGUGGAGAAGGAGGACAGGGCGAAGCAGGUUCUCAAGGGCGCCAGAACGAAGAUCAUGCAGCUGACGGAAUCCAAGAAGAUCUGCGAAAAAGAAUUACUGGAUCUGAAAUCCAGGAUCGAGUCGGCGGGAGGUAGCGCCGGAGUUCAAGGAGAUCCCGAUACGGAGCACGACGCGCGGUUAGUGGCGUUGAAGUCGCAGAUGGAAGGUCGUCUCUCCAGGCUGGAGCAUGAGAAGUCGGAGAUACAGGCGGAGAAGGAGGCGCUUCUACAGCGGGUUGCUCAACUCCAGAGACAGUUGUCGGGGGUAAGCGGCGUGAGCGCGACUACGGAGCCACCGACAGCGAACAUCAAACCGAUGUCCGCCAGAACGGAGACCCCGUUGGCCAGCAUCAGACCGAUGAGCGUGGUGGUGCAGUCGCGAACGGCUGCCGUCCUACCGACUACAGCUGGCGCGCCGGUCAUGGUCGCGCCGCAUCAGAUGCAGCAGCAGCAGCAGGUAGUGCACACCACGGAGACGAGCUCGCCGACUAGCAGUCUGACGGACUUCCAGCCGGCAAGUACCAGUACUUCGUCGCAGAGUGCGCAAACCAGCGGUCUUCGUCAACUGGUGGUGCAGCCGCAGCUAAGCGAAUCCGCGGAAUCAACGCAGAGAGAAGAUCCCGAAAGUGCGGAGAGUGCACUUAACUUGCAGCCGCAACAGCAGCCGUGCCAGCAGCAGCAACAACAACAGCAACAGACAGUAGCGCUGGUGAGUCCCAGAGUGGAGCAACAGCAGCAGCAGCAGCAGCAGCAGAUCACUAUCAGCGACCAGCAGCAGACGGUGGCGAGCAGCUCCACACAAUCGGUCAGUACUUCUCAAGCUUCCACGGGACUCAAGAGAACUCGAGGUAGAGACUCGACCGCCUCCGGUUCCGGGAUAAUCGAAAGUUUGGAUCACGGACGUCAGGAUCAGGUGCCGAGCCCGAAAACCAAGAGGAGCAGACAGGACAUUAGCGCGACCGCGAGCGCCAGCGCUUCGGAAGUGGAGUAUCAGGUGCCUACGUCAAGUCAAAGAGAUCAAGAUGAAGAAGUGGAAGAAGGCUGCGUAGUUGUGGUGGACUGUGAUGAGGGUGAAGGUGGGGGCAACCAUCAAGCACAGGAAGAGGAGGAAUUUGACAACGAUACGUACGAGAUAGAGGAAGAGGAAGAGAUGCAGUACGAAGUCGAAGUAGAGGUUGAACGAGACAAUAACGAGGUGGAGAUCAUCAUGGAGGAGGAUUCCACCAGUGUUGAGAUGCCUAGACAAGGUCAAGCCAUUAUUCCUACGAGUCAGCAACAGUCUGAAGCCAUCAGCAGCGCUGGGCCGACCGGUGAACCCGCCACGUCCUUCACGGCCAUGUCGUCUAGAGGGAUCGCGCCUAUACCCAGGCAGCAGCAACAGCAACAUCUUCUUCUGCCACAACAAGGAUACGAGGAUGGCGGCGACGACUGCAUCGUACCAAGCACUCCUACCCUCUUCGUUCCCCGUCGCGACGGUUUCGGUGAAGCUGUAAGCUCUCCACAGGUGCCGCAAGGUCGUUUCACCUUUGGAGACUCUUCGGCGCCUACAACAGCCUCCUCGACACCGUCUCUGACAACUCCCACAGGCUCUAACACUAGGAUCUUUGGUUCAACCAAUUCCGCUGUGGUUCAGGUUGUUCAGGAGAGCCUGGACGAUAGCAGAAUGGACUUGACACAACUGGAGGACGGUGGAACUGGUCGCAGUGUUCCCACGACACCUCUUCAGGUUUCUCCAGCUGCGGAUUUGCCGCCUUCGACUAGUAGUAGCCAGUCCGAAGAACAAGAGAGCACCGUGACGCAUGUUUCCGUGACGGCGACUUCCGGAGACAAUGAGGACGCUAACAUUCCCAGUAUUCGCAUUGUCGGUGCUGACGACCAGCAGCGCGGUUCAACUGAAGCCACAGAAUCUAGUACAACUCCAAGCGAAGGAGUGAGCUCGGAGGGUGAGAAGCGAGUGGAAGAACCGACCUUGGCAUCCGGCGACGACGAUGUCGUCGAUACGGUAGAGGCGACGGAAGAGGCAGGAAGCGAACUCGUUGAAGACGAAGUCGAAGAGGAGAACCGCGAAGCGGAGGCGUCGCCGUCUAGUAACACUCGCCAGAGGACAAUGGCAGCCAGCCUGGCGGCCGCGGGUGAUUCUAAUAGCGCCAGGGGAGUAGUAAGAAGAUCACCGAGAUCGCCCUUUAGAGUGGCAAGAGGCGCGAGGCCUACACCGAUUGUGUGGGGUGAAACCCAGUCCGGUAGAGGACAACCAGUGAUGCGAGGACAUGCCGCUAGAGGAGCCGCCAAUGAGGGGGGACGAGGACGAGGGACGCGAGGUCGACGAAUGCGUGCGAAAUAUCCUUAUACCCGAUACUCGUAAUACCGCGCAGCAGAAGACUUCCCUGUCUGUACGUCUUGUAUUUGUCAUUCUCUGUAGUUAUAUCGUCUUUUUAUGUUAAACACAAGUAAAGGAUAAACUUUAGUAAA